Messenger RNA from Micromonas pusilla CCMP1545, 3228 nucleotides. RefSeq names its product epoxycarotenoid cleavage enzyme fused with transferase (gene CCD2). Gene Ontology annotation, biological process: carotene catabolic process. Gene Ontology annotation, molecular function: carotenoid dioxygenase activity. The coding region runs from base 1 to 3165 and encodes 1054 amino acids. Lineage: Eukaryota; Viridiplantae; Chlorophyta; Mamiellophyceae; Mamiellales; Mamiellaceae. The transcript has 2 exons. The record is from RefSeq and is a predicted model, not a curated record.
AUGUUCUGCAGCCGCUCGAUCACGCUUUCUCCUGUUACUUUCUUCAGGGAUAACCAAAGCUGGCAGCAAGAAUGUGCCCGGGAAACGACUGCGUGGCGCUUAGGGCCCGUUCGAGCUACCCCCAACACGGAAGUGACCCUGUCGUCGGCGAUGCCGCCAAAAAAGGAUAGUCAAUCAAUCGCAGAUUUGCGGUCUGUUCAUCAGAUUACAGCACCAGGACCAAGCCGCGAUCGUAUUGCUGGUCCUUUGCUUGAGGAAGCUGGAUAUGGUGAGCACGGUGUGGCGUUCCUAAGUGGUAACUACCAGCCUCUGGUUGAAGAAACAACAGCUAUCUUGAGCAUUCCUUCCGACUUUCCUACCACUGGACCCGACGGAAGCGCUGUAGUCAGCGGCAACGCAAUGCAUGUAGUAGGUGAACUACCUCUUGAGUUUCCAAACGGUAAGUUUAUAUAUGUUGGCCCGAAUCCGAAGUUCUCUCGAGAUCAUUACAAAGUUUGGGGCAGAGGACCGAGACAAAGAGACAUCGGAUUUUCGAAUGGGUGGCACCAUUGGUUCGAAGGCGAUGGCAUGAUUUAUGCCUUGGACUUUGAGAGCAUGAAGCCCAGUGAAGCUCAAAUAAGUGACCGAGGAACACCUGGGGAAGUUCAAGACAAUUGUACUUCUAGCUUUACAAAAGAGACCGGAGCCUUUUAUGUCAAGCAUCGUCGAGGAAGGAAUCGCCGUCUCCGCUAUCGAAACCGCUAUGUCCGAACGAAUAGUUGGCAUGAUGAGUUGCGCAGCGGCUCGCGCCUUUUUCGACCACUGAUGAACACUAGCGGACUUUCUUUUCUUCCACAUGCGAUCGCCAACCUAUUUCUCGGUGGGAACUUCUUAAAAGAUUCUGCGAACACAGCGCUGACCUUCUUUGCCGGUCGGUUGCUUACCCUGCAAGAUACCAUGCCUCCAUGGGAAAUAGACACGAUCACGUUGGAAACGAGAGGACCAUGUGACUUCGGAGGAACACUACCUUUUUAUGUUCCAUUUACUGCACAUCCAAAGGUAGCACCCGAUAGUGGGGAUCUGGUGUUUUUUGGGUUUAAUCCAGUUUACCCACCGCACUGCACUGUGGGUACAAUAAAUUCGAGUGGCACUGUUGGUCAGAUGUCCUCACUCUGGCACAAUGCUUUGCAAGGUGCAACUUUCAUGCACGACUUCUGCGUGACAAAAAAAUACACAGUGUUAUUUGAGGGCUCAAUGAAUAUACGCCCUUUAAGAAUGUUCAGAGGUGAACAUCCUCUUCAGUACGAUGAAGACCAGGUCGCGCGGUUCGGACUCUUGAAGAGGGGCGGAGUGGAAAAUUCGGAAAAAGUUGUAUGGUGUGACUGUAGCACCGCAGAAAUGGUAUAUCAUUUUAUAAACGCUUGGGAAGAUGAAGACACGGGUGAAAUUGUAAUUGUUGGAGUGAGAGAAGACGGGUUUUUUCUUGGAGCCUUGGCUGCAAAUGGCACACGCGAGUGGAUAAGCAACAAACUGAAAGUUGGCAGAUCUGUGCCUCGCAUACAUGAAUGGCGCAUAAAUCCUACUCGUCAAGCUGUGACCUCAGAACGUUGGCUAUUUGACCUUCCCGUUGAAGUUCCACGAAUCAACGAUGCUUACACUGGAAUCAAGAAUCGCUUUACUUAUGCUGGAAAAAUACACACCGGCUCGCUGACGAGCGACGCACAGUUAAAGUUUGACGCUUUAGUUAAAUUUGACCUGCAAAAUGGUGAAUCUGAGAUAUACGAGUAUGGUUACAAGCGCUAUGGCAUGGAAGCUCAAUUUGUACCACGGAAUAAAUCUCGCGCUGAAAGCCAAGCAAACCAGAGAAUGUCAAGUCCAUGCAGCAGUGAUACAGAUCAUGCAGUGACUGACAUGGACGCUGUUCCAGUCGAAGAUGACGGCUGGAUAGUGCUUUAUGUGCAUGACGAGAGUAAGGGAUCAGCGGAAGGUCGAUCUGAGUGUCUAGUGCUGGACGCUAAGAAUAUACAAGCAGGUCCAAUUGUGCGUAUUGUACUUCCUUCACGAAUUCCGUAUGGGGCACAUGCUUUGUGGUGCACAGCUAAAGGAGUCGAUGACAUUGACUCGUUCGUCCAUGAUUCGGUCAGGAUGACUUCCGAAUCAUUAGCAAACUGUUCAACAUCUGAUCUAAUCAACGAAUCCACAACGUUAUCGACUUCAGCGUUGAACAAUUCCAAAGCAACGCCUCGGUUGUUUACUUUUGCUGAAGAACAAACAGACUCACUGCUUGGAACAGUGAGGACAGGUGUUCUCCGAGCUGGGGCGGGCUUGUUCGUCAAUGGCUGGAGGCCCUGCAUAUCACCUGAUGUGCACACUGAAUACUCCUUGAUUCGUGCGUUUGGCUUCCGAUUUAUGGAGGCUCGUGCACUAGGGAAGGUGCGCGAGGACCAGGCCAAGAGCACCGAAUAUUUGAGCAGAACAGACGAUCCGCUUCCUACUUUGACACUUUACGAACUUGAAGGAUGUGGUGCUUGUCGCCGUGUUCGUGAGGCAAUUUGCAUGCUUGAUGUUGCAUGCGUAAUGCGACCUUGCCCCUUGGGUGCUACUCGAAAUCGGUUGUCUGCAGCCAUGGCACAGUUGGGUGUUACCCAUGAUAGUCACGGUUCAGUUCAUGUAGAAGAUGCACAACUUCCAUACCUUGAGGACUCGCGGACUGGAGCUAAGCUCACUGGGGCCGACUCUAUAAUUACUUACCUCUACAGCGAAUACUUGGAUGGUGCAGUUCCCUCACCACUUGUUCGCCCUGGUCUCAUGGCCUCUAUUUGUGCACAGGUAGCUGUGAAUGCACGCGGUACUGCAGAUGGCUACCCAUCUACAACUUCCUCCUACCGACGCGGACCUGCAGGUGCAUUCUACUCAAGACCUUCUCACCAACCUACUAAACCCCUCCAGCUAUGGGCAUAUGAAGCGUCGCCGUUUUGUUCAGUUGUACGCGAGGCACUAAGCCAACUCGAACUUCCAUAUGUUUUGCAACCUUGCGCCAGAGGAAGCCCCCGAAGAACGCAGCUUAUGCAUCGGUCUGGGGGUAAAUUCCAGGUACCAUAUCUUGAAGAUGCCAACACAGGGACAGCAAUGUUCGAGAGUGCUGAGAUAAUCAAAUAUCUGCGAACAGAAUACAGUGUUCCUUGAUUUUAUAAGGUCAUUAUUUACGUCUAAAAAGGAAGCUUUCAUUUGAGACAAGUCAGUUUUAUG